Cebus imitator (Panamanian white-faced capuchin) is the source of this 673-nucleotide messenger RNA. RefSeq names its product general transcription factor 3C polypeptide 6-like. Gene Ontology annotation, cellular component: transcription factor TFIIIC complex. NCBI's taxonomy places the organism in Eukaryota, Metazoa, Chordata, Mammalia, Primates, Cebidae. The record is from RefSeq and is a predicted model, not a curated record. The transcript has a single exon. Gene Ontology annotation, biological process: transcription by RNA polymerase III.
AUGGCGGCUGUCGAUUAGCGGAGUCUGGAGGACGAACAAGAGGAGGACGAGGAGGAGCAGUUGGUUCUGGUGGCGUUAUCAGGAAUCAUUGAUUCAGACUUUCUCUCAAAAUGUGAAAACAAAUGUAAGAUUUUGGGCAUUGACACUGAAAGGCCCAUUCUGCAAGUGGACAGUUGUGUCUUUGCUGGGGAGUAUGAAGACACUCUUGGGACCUGUGUUAUAUUUGAAGAAAAUGUUGAACAUGCUGAUACAGAAGGCAGUAAUAAAACAGUGCUAAAAUAUAAAUGCCAUACCAUGAAGAAGCUCAGCAUGACAAGAACUCUGCUGACGGAGAAGAAGGAAGGAGAAGAAAACAUAGGUGGGGUGGAAUGGCUGCAAAUAAAGGAUAAUGAUUUCUCCUACCGACCCAACAUGAUCUGUAGCUUUCUACAUGAAAAUGAUGACGAAGAAGUGGUAGCUUCAGCCCCAGAUAAACCUUUGGAAUUGGAAGAGGAAGAGAUUCAAAUGAAAGACAAUUCAAACCUGAGUUGUGAGCAGGAGAAACCACUGCACUUGGAAAUAGAAGAUUGUGGUACUCUUAUUGAUAUACCUUCUGAGACAGAAGGUUCUAUUUUUAUGGAAACUCAAAUGCUGCUGUAGAAAUCAGUCCUAGAUGAAAUGUUUCUGCUAAUAA